UAGACGACAUGUUGCGCGGGAAUCGCCGACGGCCCUAUUCGUAGCUUGCGCCGCCCCGACACCAAAACCGAAGUUCAAAACCCUCAGUCGUCAGAACAUAGUAGCAGAGCUCGCGGCAUGGGCACGCAGCGCUGCGACCUCCUUUGUUUGUUUGUCAGUGCUGGGAAUCAAAUUAGGGCGCAGAUGGAGAUAGCCUGUCCGGAUAUGGCCUACAAUUAUGGUUCCCUGAUAUGGAGGAGUUGGGCUUCCAUUAUGCGCGCCGGGCUCUUCGUCGAUGGCAGCCAACUCCGACCGCGCUAUUGGUCUGUGGUACUGCUAUUCUUUACCCUAAUGGUUGGCAGCAGCAGCGGAUGUGUCCAGGUACAAAGCACCCUUCACUCCCAUCCGUGGGAUCGGGAGUUUCGCGUCGAUUCCCAGCCGGGUAGGGAAGAUGGCAGUCGGUCGCUAGGUGCUGCAGGGCGGGCCCCGUCCGAGUUGACGGUCCUGCACCCGUCUCUGUUUGUGAACAUCACGGCGAGAGCUGUGCUCGCCCACACACCCCAGCCACCCUUCGACAGAUCGACGGCGGGGAACGGUUCAUCUUGGUGCGGAUCGAUGGUGCGCAACAUCGUCUUUCUUCCGAACAGCACGCGGUUCUAUUACAUUCUCGAAGAGCGCUGCACUGUCCAGGGAAUCAUUGCUCAAUCGCGUCUUUCCUUCAGGAAAGCGGAUCUGAUUGACGUGAUAGAGGGAAGGAAAUCCGUCCUUGAGGAGUCGAUCGUCGUCAGCUAUGGGUGGGCCGUUCACGGUCUGGACGGUGAAGCGCCUACGUCUUCUUCCCCCACCGUGUUCGAGAGCAAUCAGAGCUCAUUGACUCUGGCUAUGGCGGAGGGCAUGGAUCUCUCCCCGGACGGAUCGCAUCUCCUUCUCGGUCUGUCUUCAGCGAAUCUGACCUUGCUGUCGACGAGCGAUGGCUCCCGAACGUCCAUCCCURUGGCAGCUGACAAGAUCUCAACCUUAGCGCUCAAUCCGACGAAGACARAGCUGUACAUGGUAGAUAAUUACAAGCCGGCUCGCCUUCUUUCUCUGUYGAUUGGCCCAUCAGGCUUCCCCAUCGACGGGAUGAAUGUCGAAACAAUUGCAGUCUUCGACUCCCGCAGCGGUGAGCCGGACGCAUCCCAGGUCGCCAUCGGCACUCAGACGACUUCUCUUUCUGACUUGCACUCUGCAGACGGCUGUGUUCUUCUAUGGGAUCGACCUAGCGAUCGGAUAUGGAGAGUCGAGUCGGCACUUUGGACAGAGUCGUCCUCUUCCCGCCCAACUGUUUUGGCGGGAACUCCGUCACCGGAUAACGGCAAUCUUACSGACGUCGGAGGCGAUGGUUUGAACGUCUCUUUCGCUGGCUUGCGAGAUAUGGCGAUGACAUCGGACGGGUGUAACGUCUUCGUCUUGGAAGUGUCAGGCUACCUUAGCUGGGUGCAGGUAGACUCGCCGUGCGGAAAAGCACAGAGGGUGGAGACGGUGGCGCGAAGUUCCACGAAGGGAUUCUGGGGACCGGCGCUCCUUGAGCUCAACGACCGUUUGCAUCUGUAUAUCGGCACAGAUGACGGCCACCUUCUCGAACUUGAGAUCGAUAAGUCGCAGCUGCACACGUGCUUGCUUCCCGCCGCCAUUCCGCCGUCUAAGAGUACUCCCAUUUCCUCCUCCCCUCCGUUGACUGACAGUGCGACGGCCGUCGUUGUUAACGGCAGCNUUUCCUCCUCCCCUCCGUUGACUGACAGUGCGACGGCCGUCGUUGUUAACGGCAGCGACGAUCCGCCACGCCGAACUCCAGGAGCAAGUCCUGCGGCCGUCUCAGGGGAGAGCGUUCCUCCGCUACGGAGUGAACCCUCAAUUUCGUGUAGUGGCUGUCGACGUGUACCUCUCAAGGUCAUGAUUCCGGUGGUCACUCUCUGUGGCAUCGUUCUAAUGAGUUUCCUCUAUGGGCUUUGCCUCGUUACACGCGUCAGACGUGAUGGAGGAGUUCAAGCUCAGGCGCCAGAACAGGGACCAUGGGUCGAUACUACCGACUCCCCUGGAAAUCUUGAUAUCCACCUCUGCAGCGAGCAGGUAUCCUCCCCCUUCUCCACAGUCUAAGGGAAGGGCGUCUCGCAGUGAGAACGGCCCCAAAAAAGCCGUUCCUCCGAUUCCCCAAUGUAGUUAACCUAGCCUCUAACAUCU
This is a messenger RNA of Chara braunii, 2199 nucleotides long. Lineage: Eukaryota; Viridiplantae; Streptophyta; Charophyceae; Charales; Characeae. The record is from the annotation of a GenBank genome assembly.